Messenger RNA from Tympanuchus pallidicinctus (lesser prairie-chicken), 1016 nucleotides. It is a transcript of the gene CFAP97D1, whose product is annotated as CFAP97 domain containing 1. Bases 179 to 598 code for a protein of 139 amino acids. Lineage: Eukaryota; Metazoa; Chordata; Aves; Galliformes; Phasianidae. Gene Ontology annotation, biological process: sperm axoneme assembly. The record is from RefSeq and is a predicted model, not a curated record. The transcript has 5 exons.
UGCGAAAUAACGUUCAUUGUAUCCACUUCCAAGAGCAGAAGUUUCAGCUGGUUGCCCUACAGCAGCUGGGUGUGCAUGCUGCAAGCUGCUCACCAAGGGAUGGAAUCCUACCCAUCUAUGAGCAGUGUGUGUCAUAAUUCAAGGGCUGGAAUCUCCAAGUACCGCUGCAAGCAAGAGCAUGACCACCCCAAGGAGACUGGAAAGUCAAAUUUGGAAGAUGGGAGUCUGUGGCAACUUGAACAAAGUCAAAGGAACAGGUGGGAGGGAUCAAGCAAGACAUUGGGUGGAUAAAACGGCUUCGCAUGCACAGAGCUGGCAGCAUGUUAACCUGAGGAAGAUUCAGGAGGAUCAAAAGCGAAUCAAUCAGAUUGAAAGAGACAAUAAGAAGCUCCUUGAGAACCUUGCUGCCAUCCAACGAGGGCCGGCAAAGGUGGAUUGUUGGAAUAAAUGCUUUUACAGAAGGUCAACAAGUGAUAAACAGAACAGGAAAAUAAUGACCAUCACGGUGGAAAAUCAUGGACUCCUGAAAAGGCUUGCUAACAGUAAGCCUACCUACGAUCAAAAGAAGUUUGAAAUGGAAUGGCAGGCACGUAGCUGAAUUUUUGUAUACCUCUGACAACUGGGGUUAAGGUAUCUUAAAGUUCUCAGGUAUGGAUGUACCUAAAGCCACCACAACUGAGUCCUGGGUUGAGUAAGUGAGUAAUAGGCAGGAGAUGAAGCGGAUGGGUAAGGGCAGGAAAAAAGGAUGAAGCGUACUUCCUUAGGUGUUGUGUUUGUUUAACAAUGCAUAAUUAGACUUGGUGAUAAAACCCAUCAAUCUUUUUUCCUUGGCAGAACAUGAGACAGUUUAAAUAGACUGCCAAACAAUGCUGCAUCUCCUCCCAAGAGACUGAGAGCACAAACCAGGCCUGGCCUUGACUCGGUGUUGUCUGAAUUGGAAUCUUGUCCUGGAAACAGACAUCUGUUACGUGUGCCUUUUCCUGAGACUGUCAGAAUAAAGAGGAGAAUACACAGAA